UUUAAAGGCAAACAAAGAAAUAAUACAAAAGACAGUGUGCCGUGAGUUAUGGCAAUGUCCACUGGAUGGACUGCGGCAGAAGGUCUAUCCAAAAUGUGGACUUCUUUUUGUAUAUUUAAUGUGCUUUACUGCAUUGCAAAUGCAGAAACGUAUAAUACAUACUAUGGUACUCCUGCUGAUAGCAAAGAAGUAGCCAAAUUUCAAGCGAAAAAUAUAUCUCAUAUAUGCAUCUCCAACUUCAAGCCAUGUGACGAGAACGAGUGGAGUCGAGUAGACGGUUCCUGCAACAACCUGGAGAAUCCUACUCAUGGCAUGUACCACACUCCGAUGUGGAGGAUGUUGCCAGCCUACUAUAGUGCCGAUUAUGAACCAAGAAAAACGAAAUCGGGCAAAGACUUCCCUCUUGCGAGAUACCUCCGCUUGAUGCUCAUGAAAGUUGGUGAUUCCAUAAGUGAAGUUUUCGCUACAUCUUUGUCGUAUUUCGCUGAAUUCGCAUUUGGGGAUGUGGGAUCCGUUCAUGAUAUUCGUUUAUACUUGCGCACGAUAACCCACUGCUGCAAACCAGAAGGCUUAACUGACAAAAGAUGUACACCUAAUUUCAUACCAGAGAAUGACAACGUACACAGGUUUUCGGGUAUCAAAUGCCAUAAUUUAACCAGACCAUUAUCAUUCCAAAGCACAGGAUGCGCACCAACUAACACAGUUCCAGAAAGAAUUAACUUCGUAACAACAUUUUUCGAUAUAUCUAAUGUAUAUUAUCACGCUGCGGGAUCUAUUGAACAAAACAGAGCUUAUGAAGGUGGCCGACUUAAAGUUGAGGUUGUUAAUGGUGGUAGUUUUCCAAGUGAUGCAAACGAAACCACAACUUGUUUCUUAAAAGAUGCUGUAGCAACUGAUUGCGCCAGAAACGUACCCAACGGUUUACUCGGAACAAAUCUUUUUAGUACAUAUUUCUGGAGAUUGCACAAUUAUAUCGCGGACGCGUUGGUUCUGCUGAACCCAUGCUGGGACGAUGAGACUGUUUUCAAUAAUGCGAAGGACAUCAACAUUGCAUGGUACAAGCAGGUUUUGAUGUACGAGUUCUACCCUCUCAUGCUUGGUAGAGAAAACAUGAUAAAUAAUAACAUUAUCGGUUGUGAUGGUGACUUCAGAGAUCCGUAUGACAAAAAUGUUGAUUCUAACCUAGCCAUGGAGUUCGCUUAUGCCUUACGUUGGUUCCACAGCACGCAAGACGCACGACAAGAAAUGUACGACAAAAAUGAUAAAUUCAUCAACACGCAAGCUGUAGUGAACUACUCUCUUCGUGUACAAGAUCUGGCAUUCCACGACACGUUGCUUCAAAUGACUCACGGUAUUUACAUGCAGCCUGCUGGAGGAUUCGAUGAUACUGUACAUCCUGAUAUCGCUGAUUCUGGUCUUGGUCGACUAGCCAAGGCGUUUGACAUCCUCACCGCUGACUUGGCCAGAGGAAGAUAUUUUGGAUUGGCACCUUACAUGAAGUACAGAGACUACUGUUCCGACUACACAAUCAGUCACGAGAAAUUUGAAGAUUUAAGCUACAUCAUGAAACCUAAUAAAAUUGACGAGCUCAAAAGAGUAUACGAGAAUCCGGAGGAUAUUGAGUUGAUGGCUGGUAUGUGGGCUGAAGACAUAGGGGAAAAUAACCCGAUACCACCCACAGUCGCCUGCAUACUUUCAAAACAACUGCAGAGAAGCGUGGCCAGUGACCGCCACUGGUAUGAAAGACCUAACAGACCUCAUGCAUUCACUGCUGACCAAUUACAAGAAGUAAGAAAGGCAACACUUGCGGGUAUGCUUUGCGCAAUUGGAGACGAGGUUUCCAUGAUCCAACCACAAGCUUUCUUGAGGAUUAGCGAGAGUAACUACAAAGUAAGCUGCGAUGAAAUUCCGACCAUAGACUUCACUUAUUGGAAGGAUGACAGCUGUGAUGCUUACUGAAAAAAAAAAAAUUAAAUCCGUCUGAACUCAAAAUAAAAUAUUUACAUAAUUUU
Messenger RNA from Manduca sexta (tobacco hornworm), 2012 nucleotides. Its product is annotated as peroxidase. Gene Ontology annotation, biological process: response to oxidative stress. Gene Ontology annotation, molecular function: heme binding; peroxidase activity. The transcript has 12 exons. NCBI's taxonomy places the organism in Eukaryota, Metazoa, Arthropoda, Insecta, Lepidoptera, Sphingidae. Bases 49 to 1959 code for a protein of 636 amino acids. The record is from RefSeq and is a predicted model, not a curated record.